Paramuricea clavata is the source of this 2203-nucleotide messenger RNA. Lineage: Eukaryota; Metazoa; Cnidaria; Anthozoa; Malacalcyonacea; Plexauridae. The record is from the annotation of a GenBank genome assembly.
AUGGUUGAUGGGGAAGUUAUGGAACGACUUUGGUCGUACCUUCGGCUAUUUCGUAAGAUGACCAAAGAAAUGACCACCAGUCACCGAGAAGAUAUACUGUCCGAUGCUUUGUAUUUUUAUGCAAAGAAACAAAGAUCAAAAAUUGGUAUACAUAUACUGUACAUGCACAGUGCAUUUUUUCUGCAAAUAAAUUUAAUAUAUACCUUCUAUCUGUCCAAUAUAGUUAUGUUAUUAAAUGCACAAAUGCAGCGGUGUACUGAACUUCUCUCACAUUCAACUUCAGAGAUAGAAGAGUUACGAGAAAAUUCUCCAGGUAAGUAUACCGAACAAUGCAUGUGCAGUACAGGUAUCUGUCUCCAGAAUUUUUUAAUCAUUUGUUAUUGGGUGAUAAAACAAGUGUAUUCUACAGGAAUAUGACCAACAAAUCGAAUUUGGUAUUUCUUUUAGUUCUAAUUACCGAGGAAAUGAUAAAUCAAUGGAAGGAGCAGGAGAGCGACCUUUUAAGAAAAUCUAAGCCUGAUCAUGGUGAGAUAGACACAACCAUAUAUAUAAAAUGAGAGAAUUAUACGUACUGUAAUUUGAAUGCUGGUAUUUUCUCUAAAUUCUGGUUGGAGAGAGGCCUAUCACAUGUUUGUUUGUUUUUAGGGGGAAGGGGGUUUACACAUGAGCUUUGCUGAAACGAGACGAUUUUCGCGUAUAGAAAUAAAUCGUGGGGCGUACAAAUAACUUACAGACAGUUAAACACGUUUUCAAUUUUUUUGUGGCUUUGUUUAGUUGAUCUUGGAGCCCAUGGUUGGAUUCUUCCAUAUUUUUCCGUUUUACGUCAAUAUUACUCCGCAAGGUAAAUUAUUAUGAUCAGAUGUAUAAUGUAUCUGUAUCGUGCUGUAUAAUGUUCUGUGUUGUUUUAUUGUUGUUCACUUGUUCCUGCAUGUCUGCAUGUUAAUGAUAUAAGAAAAAUUGAAAAGACUAAAUACUUGAAUAACUUACAUUUUACCAUUUUUUUAAAGGAACCAGUUAGCAGAUGGUACUGGAGAUCAACAAUCAAGUCACCUUGAAGUUCUAAUGAGCAGGUGCUAUUUCAAAUAUAUAAUAAUGGUAUUGUAUUAUGUCGUGCUCUAGCUUUUCCGCUGCGAAAUGUAGCGCUUUUUUUAUAUUUUCAGCCUCAAUUCACGUUUAAUAAAAAUGGAGGAGGAGCAUGACAUAAAGACAAGAUGGAGUCAGACAGACCAACAGUAUAUUUCAUCUCUGACUGCGCAAGAAUGUGUGAAUGCGAAGCAAACGUUGGACAUGCUGCUAGUUUCCGGACGAAGAAGAUGGUUUCUUCUGUCGCUAAAGAAGAAGUACGCAGGUAUUGUAUGAAAAUCACACCAAGUUGUUAGUUGAGCAUUUUUUCCCAACAAGAACAGUUUCUUCGAUCAAAAUGUGGUUUAUUAAACAGAGAAACUUUACUGAAAUUGUAAGUGAGAACCAUGCAGCCUUUUUUUCUAUGCAAGCUAUUAUACGCAUAUAAAUACUGCCUGCGUUUAUACUAUGCCGUGUUUGCAUGGAAAGUAUUCUUUAUUAAUUAGAAAAGUUAAUAUUGUAUAUAUUAUUCAUUUUUUCAGAGGGUCAAAGGCAAGCAAAAAGACUUGCAAAUAGUAUAACAAAAGAGAGUUCCAAUUUGCGAAGGUUGAUGAAACGUUAUAACUCGUCCGUAGAGAUACUACGUCAAAAUGGUCGCCAAAUGUUCGUCGACUUAACCUGGGAAAAAGCAAGUGAUGUUACCAGUUCAAUUUACACCAUCAACUUUCCUAAUCAAGAUGAAAUCCUGCUUUCGGUGAAAAGAACGGCGGUGGACAUCGUUAACCUCAUAAACCGUUUGUUAGAAGAGGGAAGUUACCUACGGCACGAAAUGGAGUCCUGUAUCAAGACGUUCUACGAUGCAUGUUUGGAGAUUGAGAAUAAGAGUAGUGGUUUCGUAGGGAUGGGAGAUGAUACCGAGGAGUCUAAUGAACUGAAAGGGUUGAACUCUUUAAAGAAGAACGAACUUCACGAGGAACAGAUUAACUUGUUUGUUUCAAGUAAUUUAUUCAAACAGUUCAUAAAAAUUCCAGAUGAAGUCGUAGAGUAUUUACAACAGCAUUCUGAGCUAUCUGAAGAAAAUGAAAAUGGUGAUGAAGUGUAUGACGAAGAGGAGGAGAACGAAGAGAAUGAAGACGUAUGA